This is a messenger RNA of Polychytrium aggregatum, 573 nucleotides long. Its product is annotated as NO signaling/Golgi transport ligand-binding domain-containing protein. Gene Ontology annotation, cellular component: TRAPPII protein complex; TRAPPI protein complex; TRAPPIII protein complex. Bases 1 to 573 code for a protein of 190 amino acids. The transcript has 6 exons. The record is from RefSeq and is a predicted model, not a curated record. Gene Ontology annotation, biological process: endoplasmic reticulum to Golgi vesicle-mediated transport. Lineage: Eukaryota; Fungi; Chytridiomycota; Chytridiomycetes; Polychytriales.
AUGAUGAAAAAGCCAAACAUCCUAGAACGCAGUCUGCAGAAAUCCAAGAAUGCCGAGAUCAAUCUCUCGGCAUUUACCUUCAUGUUCUCCGAGAUGAUUCAGUAUUCGCAGAAGCGAGUCCACGGCAUCCAAGACCUGGAGAAAAAACUAUCGGACUACGGCUACCGAGUGGGCAUCCGAGUACUGGAGCUCUCGGCAUGGAGGGAAAAGAGCGGUCGCCGCGAAACCCGGGUGCUGCCGAUCCUAUACUUUAUCACGGGGCCGAUCUGGAAGAUGCUCUUUGGGAAGCAGGCCGACUCGCUUGAGAAGGGUACCGAGAAUGAAGACGAGUACAUGAUCUCGGACAACGAGCCGAUUCUCUCCAAGUUCAUAUCCAUCCCCCGCGAGAUGUCGCUCUUGAAUCCCAGUGCCUUUGUCGGUGGCAUUGUCGAGGCCAUCCUGGAUGGCUCGCAGUUCCCAUGCCGAGUCACUGCACACUCCACCCCGAUCGAAGGCUUUCCGCUGCACACCACGAUCCUGAUCAAGUUUGACAAAUCCGUCAUGCAACGCGAAAAGGCCUUUGAGACCCGAUAG